GUCGAGCUGUGCGAGCGGCUCUCCUUCUACACCUUCGCGGGCUCGCAGGAGUUCUUCCUGGAGCACAUUGGCUUCCCGCUCUCGAGGGCAAGCGCGCUCAACGAGCCACCAUGUGGACCAUGUGCACCGUGCUCGCCGUCGCGGCCAGCUGGGCGGCGGACGUGGUGUUCGGGCGCUACCACACGAUCCUCGUGUCGGGAGACCGGCUCUACGCGACGGGCGCGGCGCUCGCCGCGGCGGCGGCGUGGCCGUCCGUGGAGAGCCCGCAGCUGUACUUCCUCGGCAUGCUGGGGUUCAUGCCCAUUGCCACCGCGGGCAUCAAGGCGAACAUCUCGAACUUCGGAGCCGACCAGUAUGACCCAAGCCACCCGGGAUCCGCGGCUGCGCAGGAGAGAAGUUCUUCUCCGUGUUCUACUGCUCCAUCAACGUGGGCGCAGGCGUGGCCUACGGCUUCUUCACUACCUUCGCCGCGAGCGGCGGCCUCGGCGUCCCGAGAGACUACGGCUACUUCUCCGCCUACCUCAUCAUGGCCUGCUGCAUGCUGUGCGCCGUAGGCAUCUGCUGGGCGGGCCGGCUACUCGGGGCAGGCUUAGGUCGGGAAUGUCCUCCUACAGGCGGAUGGACUAUUCUGGAAUAUUCCUCCUGCAGAGCGACGUGCCCGGCUCGAGGGCAGGCUUUCCCUCUCCGCUCUCCGCUGGCCCGGCCGGCCGCCUGCGGCGCCUGGGCGACGCGCUCGUGCAGGGCAGGCAGCUGGCUGCCAGCGAGGUGCGGGCUGGGCUGAGCGACGCGGCGCACAACUAUGACAGGAACCCUCGCAGUAUUUAUGGCCACGCGCACCUUGAAGGCAAGCGCUCGGCGCUGGCGUCCACGGCGGACUGCCUCGCGAGGUGCGCAGCGUACGGCUCCCACCAGGCGGCUCUGGUGUGCAUCGGCAUCGUCAUGCUCGGCGGCAGCAUCAUCCUCUCCGCGAUGGAGUCCCUGGUGCCGAACCUGGGCUCCGCCAUGAUGGUCGCUGCGUUCCUCUGCGCCGGCCUCGGGACCCUCGCGGUGAUCCUGCCGUGCGUGAACCCGAGCUGGCUGGCGACCGCCGAGGGCGGCACGCCCACGCCGGAGGAGUCGGACGUGCAGAAGUUCCUGAUGCUGCUGCCCACGCUGUUUAUGGGCAGCCUGUCGUUCGGUGCUUUGUACAACUCCAUGCAGUUCUGGUAUCAGCAGCAGGCUUGCCAGAUGGACGUGCGCCUCGGCUCGAUGCAGUUGUCGGGGUCCUUCUUCAACAUUGCUGACUGCUUCGCGAUCGUGAUCAUGACGCCCCUCGCGGUGGACUGGAUCAACCCGAUCUUGGAGAGGAACGUGGGCAAGAUGGGGCACAGCCUCAAGUUCGGCAUCGGCAUGGCUGUCGCGGGGACAGAUCUCUGUGAUCAUCGCGGCAAGGCUGGAGCAGGUCCGCAAGGGUACCGCGGUGCUGCCGCUGCAGUCCAACUGCGCGCCGCCAGGCGUCAACAUGUCGGAGCUCAGAGGCGCCUGGAUGAUGGUGCCCUACUUUUUGAUGGGCGUGGCGGAGAUCUACACGCAGCCCACCCUGCUGCACUUCGCCUACUCGAAGAGCCCCCGCCUCCAUGCGCACGCUCUCGAUGGCGGCGUCGUUCUUCAUCCAGGCCGUGUCGUCGGCGCUGUUCGCCCUGCUGGUCAAGGCGCUGA
Molecule: messenger RNA, 1698 nt
Organism: Prorocentrum cordatum
Lineage: Eukaryota; Dinophyceae; Prorocentrales; Prorocentraceae
Source: the annotation of a GenBank genome assembly